This is a messenger RNA of Dendrobium catenatum, 2217 nucleotides long. Its product is annotated as transcription and mRNA export factor ENY2. NCBI's taxonomy places the organism in Eukaryota, Viridiplantae, Streptophyta, Magnoliopsida, Asparagales, Orchidaceae. The record is from RefSeq and is a predicted model, not a curated record. Gene Ontology annotation, molecular function: chromatin binding; transcription coactivator activity. Gene Ontology annotation, biological process: poly(A)+ mRNA export from nucleus; regulation of transcription by RNA polymerase II; positive regulation of DNA-templated transcription. Gene Ontology annotation, cellular component: nuclear pore; DUBm complex; SAGA complex. Bases 135 to 335 code for a protein of 66 amino acids. The transcript has 3 exons.
GCCAAACUAGAAGCUCCCAAAAAGUCCCUCGAUAGCAAGAACUAGCUUUGGCUUGCUCUGGGGUUGUUGCGGACAGGCAAGCGAAGCGAUUGCGGGACUGCGAAGGGGAAGCUUGAGAGCGAGGGAGGAGGACAAUGAGGGGUUCGGUCAAUCGGCCGCCAACGCCAGACGUCGACGAUGAGCCACAGAAAGAGCCGACACUUCAGGAAAUCAUCAACAUCAAAUUGAUUGAGAGCGGGGAGAAGGAAAAACUGAUGGAUCUCUUGAGGGAAAGGCUCAUAGAGUGCGGCUGGAGAGAUGAAAUGAAGACGCUUUGCAGGUGCUGUUUAUUUUGAGCUGCCCGUGGUUUUCCUGAAACAAUUUUAAUUUUAAUUUUAUUAUGUUUAUAUAUUGAAAAUAUAUCACUCAAACGCCUGCUGGUUAUGCUCUUAAGCUGAAUCAAGACAUUUUUUUUUCAAUUCUAGAAGCCUCUUGGUUUAUUUCAACAAUACAAGGUGCAGAAGAACUCGAGCAAAUAUUUCUGUCUAUGAUGAGCUUUUGAGGGUGAAAUAGAUUGGGAACAUUACUAAUUUUUACAAAAAGCUUUUGGUAUAAUAACACAGCUGUUUCAUUUCAUAUUGUAAAAUUAUUAGGAUUUAAUACAGCUGUUUCUUAAUUGUUUAGGGGUUUUAAAAAAGGUUGAUCUUAUCAAACAAUUGGUGCUUGGCUUGUUAAUUAGCUUGAGUACAAGUUGUUUGAUGACUAAAUGUGCUAAUCUUGAGAAAGGUUUUUUAAUACAUUUAUUAAAAGAACAUGAGCUAGAGAUGACUUGAUUAUGUCAAUAAGAGCUUGGUAUAAAUAAGUAUGCUUGUGUGUGGCAUAUGCAUGAGUAUAUACAUGCAUACACGUACACAAUAAUUGUUUAAUUUUUUUCUCAUUUAUUUUAUUGUUAAAUAUUAUCAAAUAACUUUAAAAUUCAUGAUGGACAACAUAUAUUUUAAGUUUUUUUUGUCAGUUAAAGGAUGUUGUUCAAUUAAAAUCAUAAAUCAUUUUUAAAGCCAUCACAACCAUUGAUUAAAUUUUUUUUUCAUGCAUAUGGCAACUUGGAUGCAUGUUUAAGUUUGGUUUGUAUUCAAUUCGAUAACAAAUGAGAGAACCACAAAUGAAAAUAUUUACUCAUCAAACUUGUGCUCAUUCAUGUUUGAUUAAUAGAUCUGCAUAUUAAGUAAUGACAUUUCAAUCAUUCACUUACAUUUAAUUUCUCAACUAUAUUCUUCACUUAUAUAACACAAUAAAUUAAAAGAUUCAUGUCAUGAUUAUUUGACAAAUUUUAUGCUAGCUAUUAAUUACUUAACACAACCCUUCACUUUUUAAUGAAGGUUAUGAGAAUACGAUUGACUUUAGUGACCUUCGCACCUUAAAUAAAAAUAAGAAUUUUUAUUUUUAUCAUCGUAUUAGUAAAGCCGAAGUUAUAGAGGCUUUAAAGAAAAUGAAAUAUGUAAAAGUAGUAGGGUCUGAUAAUGUUCCAAUAGAAAUAUGAAAAUGUUUAAGAGAUGAAGUAAUUUCUUGACUUACUAAAAUUUUUAAUAUUAUUUUGAAGGUUAAAAAGAUGCCAGGUGAGUGGAGAAAGAAUGUUGAUUCUUAGUUUUAAUAAUUAAGGUGAUGCAUAAGAGUGUGCAAAUCAUUGAGAAAUUAAGUUAAUGUGUUAUAUAUUAAAAUUAUGGGAGAAAGUAAUUGGGCAUAGAUUACGAUAUGUUGAUUCUUAUUUUUAAUAAUAAAGGUGAUGCAUAAGAGUGUGCAAAUCAUUGAGAAAUUAAGUUAAUGUGUUAUAUAUUAAAAUUAUGGGAGAAAGUAAUUGGGCAUAGAUUACGAUGUGAUACUAAUGCUUCUCAAAAUCAGUUUGGAUUCAUGUUGGGUAGGUCUGCUAGGGAAGCUAUACAUUUGCUGAGAGGUUUGAUGGAGAAGUACAAAGAGAGUAAGGAGGAUCUAUAUAUAAUAUUUAUAGAUUUAGAGAAAGCAUAUGAUAAAGUUCCAAGAGAAAUGCUCUGGAGAGUUUUAGAAAAGAAAUGAGUUAAUAAUUCUUGUAUUCAAAUUACUAAGGAUAUGUAUACAUGAGCUAUUACUAGUGUUCAAACAAAAGGCGGUUUGACCAAGUAUUUUUCUAUUUAAGUUGGAUUACAUCAAGGUUCAGCUUUAAGCCCAUAUGUUUUUUCUUUAGUCAUGGAUGUUCUUACUAAA